ACUCAAACGUGCUCUAUAUUCCUCGCCAUUCAAUACUUGACCGCAUAUAUUCCAAUGCUAAAUGCUAAACUACAUCACAAAGUCACUCUCACGACUGCGAUCAGUCCGGUAUCAACCGUAAUCCUGGCCUAAUUUCUUCACCAUGCCCAACACCAACAAUCCUUACCGAUGCAUCGGAAAGGGGUUCUGCGGCAGCGUCUGGACUGCUGAAGACGGCACGAAUCAUGCUAUUAAACGCGAAGAUGGAGGCCCCGGACGAUCUGUCACCAACGACUACAACAUGCAUCUGGAAAUCAUUCGGAGCGCAAACCAACAUCGUCCUUCAAUGCCUCUGGCCAUACCACAAUUUCAGUCAUUGAUAUACUCGAACAACAUCUGGUGGGAUGCAAAUCUCCACAGCUUCCCUGACGGCUUCACAGAGUGUAGAGCGCUCGUAUCCGAACGCAUCCCCAAGGUACCUCGAUCUAUCAGCGACAUGAUCGUGGAUCUGUUCUGUGCGGGUAAUACGUUGCUCUCGAGAUUCGUGAAAGGGAAUGAAGACGACGACUGCUGUCUUAUCCGUCCCUACUUGGGGCGACGACGAGAACGCAAAGCAACAAACACGUCGCGCUUCCAGCGCUUCAGCCUCCGAAAUGUUCCAUUACAUAUCAAACAGAUGGAAGAUCUCGGCCUUGAUUACGUCGCCUAUGCGUAAACUAUGGCGGAUGCAAUUGCUAUAAUGCACUGGGGUGCCAAAGUCGAUGCUAAUGAUGUUGAGUUCGUACUCGCACGUCCCCGAACCUCAUUAUCAUCAACACAACCAUCAUUCCCAUCACAAUAUCUCAGGGAACACGUCACAUGGAUUCUGGAACUUGACUGUGCGUACGCAGCGUUCAUGAGGAGCGAUCCCUUCUACCCACGACCGGACGGCACUGAGACUGCUGAUGGGGCGUUGUGGUGGUUC
Alternaria rosae is the source of this 943-nucleotide messenger RNA. RefSeq lists its product as uncharacterized. The transcript is spliced from 2 exons. Lineage: Eukaryota; Fungi; Ascomycota; Dothideomycetes; Pleosporales; Pleosporaceae. The record is from RefSeq and is a predicted model, not a curated record. Bases 143 to 694 code for a protein of 183 amino acids.